UUUGUAGUGCAAGAUUAGGACUGUUUUAUUGAAUGACGGGGAUCCAAUCCAUUUCAUGUUCCAAAUCGUAAAGAGACGAUGAGAACCUAUACAUUUGAAAUAUACGUGGCACUUAUCACAGUUCUCCUCUCAAUAAAAAAGACCACACUGACUUCUGUUGGCAUCAGUCAUGGCGGAGGCAUAUCAAAACUUUGUGAGACUAACAACAUUACCUUAUCUUACACGAUAUCAAACGAUGUAGAAGAACCCUCCUUCGACUAUUCCAUAAACGUAACCGGACCACAGGGCCAGCCGUUCAUCAGGUUUAUGGAACAAGCAGCGGAUAAAAACCGACUGUUCCAAUUCUCCGCAAAGUAUCACAGUGGAUUAGGUUAUCUGGUACACACCGUUAACGAAGUGAGCGGGACACACAACAAAACGUACUGGCACCUGAUGAGAGCCCCAUCAGAGAAAUUAUCGGUCGGCAUCAGCAAGUUUAUUCCAGUUGACGGAAACCAUCUUAUUUUGAAGUUCAGCCAAGUUAAAAGUUGGACAUUGUCAUCAUUUGGAUAGUGGCAUUACGUGGUUGACGGUGGUAUUAUGUAGAAAUAGAAAGUAAAGGAAGAUAAAAUGCA
Messenger RNA from Ostrea edulis (European flat oyster), 614 nucleotides. RefSeq lists its product as uncharacterized. The transcript is spliced from 5 exons. The record is from RefSeq and is a predicted model, not a curated record. Bases 79 to 552 code for a protein of 157 amino acids. Lineage: Eukaryota; Metazoa; Mollusca; Bivalvia; Ostreida; Ostreidae.